Messenger RNA from Notechis scutatus (mainland tiger snake), 2466 nucleotides. It is a transcript of the gene WDR83, whose product is annotated as WD repeat domain 83. Gene Ontology annotation, molecular function: protein binding. The record is from RefSeq and is a predicted model, not a curated record. Lineage: Eukaryota; Metazoa; Chordata; Lepidosauria; Squamata; Elapidae. Gene Ontology annotation, biological process: mRNA splicing, via spliceosome. Gene Ontology annotation, cellular component: catalytic step 2 spliceosome.
CUCUUUCUCGCUUGAGGAAAUUAUGCCGAGAGGGGGUGGGACUAAUGAAACUAGAUUGGAGGAGUAAAUUGACGAGUCGACGCCUGCAUUUCCCUGUAAUCUUUCUUCUUGCUAUUUCGUAAUGCAAUUCAGGAGGCAGCAAGUACCCAGAAGCAACAUACAUCAGUCUGCCUUAGGAGAUUCCUUAUUCUAGAGAUUUUGCAGUGGAGGUUCAAUAUUUUGUAUGUGGAUUUAUUUUAACAAUCAAGCUACAUUUAUGUUAUGGCAUUUCCAGAACCCAAACCCAAGAAACCUGAGCUUCCCCAAAAACUGCUUGCUACAUUAGAAUGUAAACAAGGAGCUAUAAGAGCAGUGAGAUUCAAUGUGGAUGGAAAUUACUGUAUCACCUGUGGCAGUGACAAAUCACUUAAGCUUUGGAAUCCACACAAAGGGACUCUCCUCAAGACAUAUUGUGGCCAUGGCUAUGAAGUCCUAGAUGCUGCAGGGUCAUUUGAUAACAGCCAACUUUGUUCAUGUGGAGCAGACAAAACAGUUGUGCUAUGGGAUGUUGCCACAGGCCAAGUAAUUCGCAAGUUCCGGGGCCAUGCAGGGAAAGUGAAUUGUGUCCAGUUCAAUGAGGAGGCCACUGUCAUUCUUUCAGGUUCCAUUGACUCCAGUGUCCGUUGUUGGGAUUGCCGCUCUCGCAGACCAGAUCCAAUCCAAAUCUUGGAUGAAGCCAAAGAUGGCAUCUCCAGUCUGAAAGUCUCAGACUAUGAAAUCCUUACAGGUUCUGUGGAUGGACGUGUCCGACGUUAUGAUCUCCGUGCUGGAGAACUCUGUGCAGACUACAUUGGAAGUCCCAUUACCUGUGUAUGUUUUAGCAAGGAUGGGCAAUGCACACUGGCUUCUAGCUUGGAUUCUACACUGCGAUUGCUGGACAAGGAUACAGGCGAGCUACUAGGAGACUACACCGGCCACAAGAAUGUAACUUACAAGAUGGACUGCUGCUUGAGCGAAAGAGACACACAUAUUGGGAGCUGCUCAGAAGAUGGAAAAGUCUAUUUCUGGGAUCUGGUUGAGGGCUCCCUUGUUUUGGCCUUGCCAGUGUGCAAUACUGCUGUCCAGUCACUGUCCUUCCACCCAGUUGAAACCUGCCUGCUCACUGCUGCAGGGGGUCUUGUUCAGUGUUGGAGGGAAGAAUCUUACACAUCUGAGGAAGGAGUGCCUACAUGACUUUGUGGCUGCACUGAGCAAGACUGCAGAUACAGGAUGAUGGACCUCUCUGAUGCAUUUCUCUUACAAUUCUGUGAGUGCAGUUGUAUGUACUUUGCUUUCAGGAGGAAGGAUGGAGCAUAAUUUGGACUCUGCUUCUUCUGUAAAGCCAGCCUGACUGAAUGCUGCCCUUGAGCUUUCAGUGCUCAAAGGUUUCCUUGCUUUAGGUGACAGUAUUUUUAAAUUCAGUCUAUGUAUUACAGACAUUAGUCAAGUAAAACAGUUUAUUUUCUAAAAUUGUUUCUGGAUUAGAAGGAAAUAGAGUUUAAAUGAUAUGUGGGCAUUGUUUUAUUGUAAGUUUUUGUGGCUCAGACGCUUAAACUAUAUAAACACUAGCCCUGAUUUUUCACUUGAACAAAUACAUUGAAAUGAUCACUGUAAAAAAAUAAAGUAAUAUUGAAAAGAAAAUAUACAUUUGCUUUCUUAGCCUAUUUAAAAUGUUUACCUGUUUAAAAUGACAGGAAAAAUAUUUUGAUUGCUGAUGGUUAGAAGUGGUCAGACCUUGUUGGUCACAUCUGCUUGGUUAGUCAAAUGCAUGUCUUUUUAAUUUUGCAUCUGAAUAGAAAAAAUGCCUUAAUGUUACAGAUUGUUAAUGACAGAUAUUGAAGAAAAUAUUUUUAAAAGGCUGCUGUUAUCCAGGAAAGUUCAAAUGUUAGCUUAAACUUUUAGGAAGCUCAUCCUCUGACAGAAAUAUAGUAUUUUUAAAAUUGGAUGUUUAUGAGUUCAAAAUUAAAAAGGUUCUAUACUGUGUGUCAGUGUGGAAUUCCAUUCCCAGAAAUGGAAGAGAAUGGUAUGAACAAAUCAAGUUACUAUUUUCCUGGGAGUAUAUUUACUGCCUUUGAAUUCAAACAACUGAAGCCAGAAUUGUAUAGGUGCUAAAUAAAUAAAAAUUCUCCUUCCAGAAUUACUACAUUCUAAGACUUGCACCAGAUACGUAUAAAUAAGUAGAAACAUAUUUGUUAUUGUGGGAAUGUAUCACAUAGCAUCCAGAGGUAUCUUCUCCUGUGGCUACUUGCAUUUAAAAGUAUGUUUUAGCAGUCCACUCAGAUGCUUAAUUCGUUUAAACUAUUGGGACAUAUUCAAUAUGCCUUUGAGAAGACAGAUCUCUUUCCCUAGGUUCCCUCGGCAUUAAAAUAUGUUGAAUUUGGGUUUUUUCUGCUUUUGUUGUUCAGAUCCAAUAUGCUUUUCUAUAGAAAUAAAAAUGAAAUUAUAAGA